CCCGGGCUCACCAUGCACUGCCACGCAGAGCUGAGGCUGAGCUCGCCUGGCCAGCUCAAAGCAGCCAGGAGGCGCUACAAGACUUUCAUGAUCGACGAGAUCCUCUCCAAGGAGACCUGCGACUACUUUGAGAAACUUUCCCUCUACUCCAUGUGCCCGUCGCUGGUCGUGCGACCCAAGCCCCUGCAUUCCUGUACCGGCCCCGCUUCCCUUCGGGCAUAUCCUCUCCUCUCGGUGAUCGCCCGACAGCCCACCGUCAUCCCCCACCUGGUCCCCGCCACCCCGGGAAUCGCCCAGGCUCUGUCCCGCCACCCGGCCACCGAGGCCACCUCUGCCGAGGCUGCGGGCGAGAACCACGGCAGCAGCGAGUCGGAGACGGAGCAGCCCACGCCCCGGCAGACGAAGCCCCGCCGGAGCCGCACCAUCUUCACGGAGCUGCAGCUCAUGGGCCUGGAGAAGAAAUUCCAGAAGCAGAAGUACUUGUCCACCCCAGACAGGUUGGACUUGGCCCAGUCUCUGGGACUCACUCAACUGCAGGUGAAGACUUGGUACCAGAAUCGCAGGAUGAAAUGGAAGAAAAUGGUUCUUAAAGGUGGACAGGAAGCGCCCACAAAACCCAAAGGUCGUCCCAAGAAGAACUCCAUCCCCACAUCAGAAGAGAUUGAAGCUGAAGAGAAGUUGAAGAGCCAGGCCCAGAGCAAGGAGCGCUGCGAGCCCUCCCAGGGCCAGGAGGGGCUCUGUGACACGCAGGAACCAAAAGUGCACGGUGUCCCCGCAGAGGUGGCUGAGCCCCUAGGCCAGCCCCAGGAGUUGCCAGUAGCUUCUUUGGAACCCCCGCCAUCAAGCUAAAAUAAAACUCUUGCGGGGAGCGGGAAGGGGAAGACUGGGG
Lipotes vexillifer (Yangtze River dolphin) is the source of this 889-nucleotide messenger RNA. RefSeq names its product BARX homeobox 2 (gene BARX2). The transcript has 4 exons. Gene Ontology annotation, biological process: regulation of DNA-templated transcription. The coding region runs from base 13 to 849 and encodes 278 amino acids. NCBI's taxonomy places the organism in Eukaryota, Metazoa, Chordata, Mammalia, Artiodactyla, Lipotidae. Gene Ontology annotation, molecular function: DNA-binding transcription factor activity, RNA polymerase II-specific; DNA binding. The record is from RefSeq and is a predicted model, not a curated record.